AUGAAAAUGGCAGGACAAGAUGUGAGUGUUUUUCCUAAAUGGUCUAUUGUUGAUCCAUGUCAUUCUAUGUCUCUUCCAGACAAUCAAGUUAGAAAUGGAAUUAUUGAUUCAUUUGUUCAUGUUUAUGAACAAUAUAUUGGACAUUAUCAAGAAAAUCCUGUUACUGAUGGUGAAGCAGAAGCAGUUAUGCGUACUCUUAUGAAAGUUGCACCAAUUACUCUUAAAGACCAUUAUGAUUAUCAAGCACGUGCUACUUUUUGUUAUGCUGCUACAGUUGCUUUAAAUUAUUCUCUUGCAUGUGGAGUUGAACAAUGUUGGGGUGCUCAUAUGAUUGGUCAUGAAAUUACUGCCUAUUAUGGUCUUGCUCAUGGUGAAACAUUAGCAAUGACUAUGCCUGGUGUUAUGAGGUUCCACAAAGAAAAGAACGCAAAGAAAUUAAUUCAAAUGGCACAACAAGUCUUUGGUAUUCCUAAUCCUAAACCAGAAGAUGCCAUUACUGCUACUGAAAAUUUCUUUUUAUCUAUUGGUGCUAAGGUUAGACUUUCUCAAUGGGAAAAAGGAAAAGAGUUCUUUGAUCAAAUUGCUCAAAAGUUUGAUUCAAGACCUUGUGGUGUCUAUAAAGACAUUGACUCUAAAGCUUGUCUUACUAUCUUAAAUGAUAUUUACUAA
Messenger RNA from Entamoeba histolytica HM-1:IMSS, 669 nucleotides. Its product is annotated as alcohol dehydrogenase 3, putative. Bases 1 to 669 code for a protein of 222 amino acids. The transcript has a single exon. The record is from RefSeq and is a predicted model, not a curated record. Gene Ontology annotation, molecular function: butanol dehydrogenase (NAD+) activity; metal ion binding. NCBI's taxonomy places the organism in Eukaryota, Evosea, Mastigamoebida, Endamoebidae.